GCAGGCGCGCACUUCGGCAGUGGUGUUGGGAGCCUCGCGGGCGCGGUGCCGUUACUUGCAGUCGGGCGGCGGCAGCGGCACAGCGCUGAGCGCACACCGCGCCUUAGCAGCAGCAGCAGCAGAAGCAGCCGCGGAGGCACCCUCGCCGUCACAGCCUCUGCGCUGGUGCAGCCACCCUCGCUCCCUCUGCUCUUCCUUCCUUCGCUCGCACCAUGGCUGAUCAGCUGACCGAAGAGCAGAUUGCUGAGUUCAAGGAAGCUUUCUCCCUGUUUGACAAAGAUGGCGAUGGUACCAUCACCACAAAGGAACUUGGAACCGUCAUGAGGUCACUGGGUCAGAACCCAACAGAAGCCGAAUUGCAGGAUAUGAUCAACGAGGUGGAUGCUGACGGUAAUGGCACCAUUGACUUCCCAGAAUUUUUGACUAUGAUGGCUAGAAAAAUGAAAGAUACAGACAGUGAAGAAGAAAUUCGUGAGGCAUUCCGAGUCUUUGACAAGGAUGGCAAUGGUUACAUCAGUGCGGCAGAACUACGUCACGUCAUGACAAACUUAGGGGAAAAACUAACAGAUGAAGAAGUAGAUGAAAUGAUCAGAGAAGCAGAUAUCGAUGGAGAUGGACAAGUCAACUAUGAAGAAUUCGUACAGAUGAUGACUGCAAAGUGAAGACCUACUUUCAACUCCUUUUCUCCCCCCUCUAGAAGAAUCAAAUUGAAUCUUUUACUUACCUCUUGCAAAAAAAAAAAAAAGUUCAUUUACUCGUUCUGUUUCUAUAUAGCAAAACUGAAUGUCAAAAGUACCUUCUGUCCACACACACAAAAUCUGCAUGUAUUGGUUGGUGGUCCUGUCCCCUAAAGAUGAAGCGCUACACAUCAGUUUUACGAUAUAAAUACUUGUACUAUCUUAACGAUAAGGAGGCACUUAGUGGCCUCCUGGCAGUUCCAUUUGCUAACGAUUACUGCACUGUUUGGGCUGGCCGGUUUUUCAUGCAUGCAGCUUGACGACUGAGCACAGUCAGGCCUUUGUAUUAAAAACGAAAAAUGAAAAAACAAAAAAUUUUAAAAAACCUAUUUCAAAUGGGUUCUAGUUCCAUUUGUUGAGUAUAGACUGUCAUCGCUGGUUUACUGAAAGCAAACCUUGAAAAUUGGUUUACCUCGGGAUGCUGUGCAGAAAAAUGGGUGGAUAGACUGUUUAGACGCAGCCCCACAGAGCAGGAUGGCCCCCUGUACUCCUGCGCGCCCCCACCUGUGGGGACGGUGGCACCCUGCCGGCAGGCUGCGUGUGUGUUGGUUUUAGCGUUGUCCGCAUUGUACCAGAGCGAGACGGGUGUCAGGCUGUCACCAUUCACACAAAUUUUUAAAAAGAGACCUUUACCAAGGGAGCAUCUUUGGACUCUCUGUUUUUAAAACCUCCUGAACCGUGACUUGGAGCCCGCAGAGGUAGGCUGUGGCUUCGGACCCUUCAGCACAACCGUCAACAUUGCUGUUCAAGAAAUUACAAUUUAACGUCCAUUCCAAGUUGUAAAUGCUAGUCUUUUUUUUUUUUUUUCCAAUAAAAAGACCAUUAACUUAAAGUGGUGUUAAAUGCUUUGUAAAGCUGAGCUCUAAAUGGGGACAAGGCAGUUGGAGGAGAGGUUGGUACCAUGUAAUGCCCGCAGCCCUGAAUCGGGCUUCUCGCCCUCCUGACGUCCCAGCACCAACCUCUGAGCCUGAGACCUUGCCUCGAUCAAGGCAGGCAGAUAGCAAGUGCUCCGUCCUGUCCGUGGACACGUAGGUCUACCUGUAUUUUCACUGGGGGAGGCGGGGAGCAGGCCCUGGGAACUUCAUGGUUAUUCAGGCAGUGGAGCUCUUAAUGAAGGAAGAAAAACCCCACUUUUUCCUCAAGCAUGUACUUAGGGGUUCUUUUCAGUCGUGCUGCUGAUUACCUGUUUUACGUAACUCCUUGAGACCAUCUGUGCAGAGAGACCUGCUUUAGUGUGUCAGAAACUCAAUCCUCGCUGUGUGGCAGGAGCAGCGGUCCCUUCUUAGCCAGUCUUCGUGCCUAAGAGACACUACCGGCCACUUUCGAUGGAUGAUUUCCAAUUUAUGCUCCUUUUCCUUAGCCUUUUCCGUCCUCUGCUCCCCCACCUCCCCUCCCCAGUCGACACUUUCUUUCUCCCAAGUAGAACUAAUGCUAGUCCCCAGCCUGAAAGUAAAAACCUUAGCCUGGAGGGAAUUUUGUGUCUAAUCCUAAACCUGUAACCAAAACUGAGAUGCUAGUACUGGUCUUUGCAGUGGGGUGGGUGUGCGUAAAAAGCCCCUUUAAAGACAUCAUGCCUGUAGCGUUCGAACUCUUUCUGAAAAUAAGGCUGGAUGGGCAUUUUUUCAGGGUGUUCACUGGUCCUGUCUUACCAGUAAGGAGAUGGGGGUUUUGAGAGUUCUAGUGGGCGGUUUCAAUUUGCCUGGGAACAGCAGCAGGCUGCCAGCGAGGCAGCGAGAAGCUCUUGACAGCCAAAUGGGUGCAUUCAGGGCUGAUUUACAGAGACCCUUGGCUUCUCCCUCUCCUACUCCCUGUCUCUCUGGCAUCGUACAGCCUGUUAGAUUUCCUGCCGGAGCGAUGGGUCAGAGCCGUGGAGAGGAGCCCACCCAUCUGCUGCUGCUGGUCCUUGGACUGGGUGGUUGUACAAAAGAAGGUGACUCUGAACCAGGGAUGGCUUUCAGAAUUCCCUGGAUCUGGAAGGAGCACCUGAGAACACCUGGCAGGUUCUGGUGAGCUCAAGGGGACCGAGGGCUCCUGGAUGUUGUUUCUUGCAGGCAGGCCAAGCGUCGGCCCAUCUCGGGCCGGCGUUCUGGUGGCCUCUUGGUAGUUUCAGAGAGGGAUGGGGGUGAUUUAACUUGCUUUGAAAACUUUGCCUUCUGUCUUAACUCUUUCUGUCAAGUCUUUAUCUAGAAGCCGGGUGGGCUCCAUCUUAGUGGUCCCACAGCCCUUCCUGAAAGACUGUUCACGAAGUCCGAUUCUUAACACCGCCAGCAUCCUGGAUGGGAAGCGAAGCGUUUCCCCCAGGGAGUGCUGAGUCCCAGCUCGGUGUGGAGGGGGCAGCCCAGUCGGCCAGAGCCUUUUUCCCUCUUGCCUUUGAGAGAAUCAGCGGCCCAGACUGGGUGUUUGCAGGCUGCAUGAGUUUGAGAGAGGAAGUAGCUGGAUGCGGGGUCCGUGCCCUUCACGUUGGUUGGCACCUUCCUGUAAACUCUUGCCCCUACUUCUAACUGCUCUAUAAAUAUAUACAUAUAUUUAUAUAUAUAAAGUGACUAGUUUAACUGGCAUCCCGCUUGAGCCUGAGACUUGCCAUAAAAAAACUGCUGAGUACUUGGCAAACACUUUCAUAGUCUUGUUCUCCAUCUGUUUGGGGUAGGUGUUAAGCAAGGCAAAUGCAUCUUGAUGUUUCAGAUGGGCUUUUGAUGCAUUGUUGCCAAGAAAGGCUUUUUUUCUGAUUUUUAGACCAAUGAAUUUUUGCACACUCUAAUUGGUGUCUUUCAGCAACACAUGGAAAAUUAGCGACUGUACAUAUUUUUAUAUUCUCUUUAUAAGUGCAUGUCUGACUACUUCUAACCUGUAUCGUAACGAGUGGCCAUUCUGUAGGCCUCUCAAAGUGCCGCCGUGGCAUGUCAAGACUCGCAACGUACUGGGAACUUCUUCCUAAACCAAGAAUGUAAAUUUGGUCAAGGGUCUGCUCUUGGUUCAUUCAAUUAUUUUAAAUCUCUGAACUAAUAAGUGUAUAUCCUAAGUACAUUAUACUUUUGGCAGUGACUAGGAUUCCACAAACGUGUCUUAGCCCAUCUUUCAGCUGGCCGUUUCCCCCGCCCCCCUCUUUUUUAAAAUCCCCUGAAGUUGUCUUGUAGGAGACAGAAAUCCUUUGCGGUCUGUAUCCCUCAGAGUAAGAAGGUAGUGGCGUGGGUGGGGUGUGUGUUCUUUCUCCAGCCCUUCUGUUCUUUAAACACGUCUGUAGCAACGACCGGCGGUAGCUCUGUUACCGAAGUUAACCCAUCACCGCGGCGAUUUGAAAAGGAGAUGUACUUGAAUGUUUCUGUAAAUCUUGAGAUAAACUGUUUGGAGAUUUAACCACCUCUCUGAUGGGGGACCAACUCUAUGGAAAUUGUACAUAAGUUUUAUUUAUAAACCUGGCACUGUAUUCAAUAAACAUUUCUGCAGCCUUUCAUCUCUAA
Molecule: messenger RNA, 4195 nt
Organism: Suricata suricatta (meerkat)
Lineage: Eukaryota; Metazoa; Chordata; Mammalia; Carnivora; Herpestidae
Gene: CALM1
Product: calmodulin 1
Exons: 6
Coding region: 213-662 (149 amino acids)
Molecular function (GO): calcium ion binding
Source: RefSeq, a predicted model, not a curated record